This is a messenger RNA of Adineta steineri, 432 nucleotides long. Lineage: Eukaryota; Metazoa; Rotifera; Eurotatoria; Adinetida; Adinetidae. The record is from the annotation of a GenBank genome assembly.
AUGUGUACACCUGACGAAGCAGUUCAACAUACUAUGUAUGCUAAUCGAUAUCAACAGAUAAAAAAGCUUGGUCAAGGAAGUUUUGGUACAGCUUAUUUAGUGCAUGAUACAAAAUCUAAACAUGAAAAAAAAGUUUUAAAAGCUAUUUUCAUUGAAGAUGUUUCUCCAAAUGAAUCAUUAGAUGCUGAACAUGAAGCAUCAAUUUUAGCACGACUUCGUCAUCCAAAUAUUGUUCGAUUUUAUGAUAGUUUUAUGGAUGCAAAUCAUUUUUGUAUUGUAACAGAAUAUUGUGAAGAUGGUGAUCUUGAUCAAUAUUUAAAAUCUUUACGUAAACAACGUAGUCGUUUACAAAUGGAUCAAGUUAUUGAUUUAUUUAUUCAACUUGUAUCUGCAAUUAAUUUUUUACAUUCAAAAAAAAAUUCUUCAUCGUGA